Molecule: messenger RNA, 1931 nt
Organism: Amblyraja radiata (thorny skate)
Lineage: Eukaryota; Metazoa; Chordata; Chondrichthyes; Rajiformes; Rajidae
Gene: pgap3
Product: post-GPI attachment to proteins phospholipase 3
Exons: 8
Coding region: 47-1045 (332 amino acids)
Biological process (GO): GPI anchor biosynthetic process
Cellular component (GO): endoplasmic reticulum membrane
Molecular function (GO): hydrolase activity, acting on ester bonds
Source: RefSeq, a predicted model, not a curated record
GGGAGCGGUGUGCACGGCGCGCCGGAAGUGCGGCGGGAAGAGGAGGAUGCGGCCUGGGGCCCGGCUCCGCUGCGGCCUCGGCCUCGGGCUGGAGUUCCCGCUGCUCCUGCUCCUGUUGGUCUGGGCCCCGCCCGCCCGCUGCUCGCAGGGUGACCGUGAACCCUCCUACCGCCACUGUGUGCAUCAAUGCGAGCGGCGCAACUGCACCGGGGCCGCGCUGCGGAACUUUCGCUCGGCGCAGCCUCUACACAUGCGGCUGACAGGCUGGAGCUGUGCGGAUGAUUGCCAAUAUGACUGUAUGUGGGCCACUGUGGGUGUGUAUCUCACAGAGGGACACAAGGUGCCUCAGUUUCAUGGCAAGUGGCCCUUCUACCGGUUCCUUUGCUUCCAGGAGCCGGCCUCAGCCAUUGCCUCCAUGCUGAACGGACUGGCCAACCUGCUGAUGCUGGCCCGGUACCGGGCAGCAGUGCCCACCGAGUGCCCCAUGUACCACACCUGUGUGUCCUUCGCCUUCGUCACCCUCAACGCCUGGGUCUGGUCCACUGUGUUCCACACUCGGGACACUGCACUGACAGAGAAAAUGGAUUACUUCUGUGCCUCGGCCGCUGUGCUUUACUCCAUCUACCUGUGCUGUGUGCGAACCGUGGGCCUGCACCGCCCCUGGGUGGCCAGUCUCUUUGGAACGCUGCUGAUUGUGCUGUUCACCGGCCACGUCUGGUACCUCACCUACAUCCGCUUUGACUACGGAUACAACAUGACCGCCAAUGUGUUAAUAGGCCUGUUCAACGUGUUGUGGUGGCUGGGCUGGUGUUUGAGGAACCGCCGACGCCUGCCCUACGUGUGGAAGUGCGCAGCGGUGGUGGUGAUGCUGCACGGACUGGCGCUGCUCGAGCUGCUCGACUUCCCGCCGCUGCUGUGGGUGCUGGAUGCCCACGCUGCCUGGCACUUCAGUACCAUCCCUGUACCCUUCCUGUUCUACAGCUUCCUGGUGGAUGACAGCCUGCAGCUUCUGGCUGUGAGGGGAGGUUACCGAAAGGAGGAGUAACGCGGAAACUGGCCUGAGGACCGAGGGUGACACCUUCCGGAUUCGCCACUCUCACGCGGGGCCUUUGUGUAUGUGUGUGUGUGUCCGUGUAUACCGAGCUGUACAUGCGUGUGUGUGUCCGUGUAUACUGGGCUGUACAUGCGUGUGUGUGUCCGUGUAUACUGGGCUGUACAUGUGUGUGUGUCCGUGUAUACCGGGCUGUAGAUGUGUGUGUGUCCGUGUAUACCGGGCUGUACAUGUGUGUGUGUGUGUCCGUGUAUACCGGGCUGUACAUGCGUGUAUGUGUCCGUGUAUACUGGGCUGUACAUGCGUGUGUGUGUCCGUGUAUACUGGGCUGUACAUGCGUGUGUGUGUCCGUGUAUACUGGGCUGUACAUGUGCGUGUGUGUGUCCGUGUAUACCGGGCUGUACAUGCGUGUGUGUGUCCGUGUAUACCGGGCUGUACAUGUGUGUGUGUGUCCGUGUAUACCGGGCUGUACAUGCGUGUGUGUGUGUCCGUGUAUAUCGGGCCCUGUGCCUCGUGCCACUGCUGAUGCUGCUGCCGGUGGGAACCCGUCUACAGCGUGACAUCCUGUCUGAUGCUUCACGUCUGGGUCCCCCCCCGGCCCCCCGGCCCCCGCACAAUUCCCCCUCUCCACUCUUGGGUCACCCGCAGUCUGCACGGCACCACCCACUGCAUUACUGCGGCCCCACCCUCGCAGCUAAUCCGCAGCAGCCCCGCCCCCCCCCUCCCCUCCCACCUGUGUCCCCAUCCCUCCCCCCCACCCCCUCCCCAGCCACACUCCUCAGUAUCAGAGACCCAGGGCCAGGCACCAGCACAUUCUCCAGCCACUAAACUGAAUGUCAGGAAUAUUUUGAAGGACCAAUAAACGAGUACAUUUCUGUGA